CCCCCCGGUGCUGCCUGCGGCUCUCGGCUGCGUUACGGGGCUUGCAACAGCUCGGUCCUCACCCGGGGACCUGAUGAGUUGCAAUGCAGCUGGGAGGAUUUCAGCCGGUUUCAGUUCCUAGUCACUUUCAGACCAUGCUAAAGACAAAGUUGAAUGUGCUAACUCUUCGGAAGGAGCCUCUCCCGACUGUGAUCUUCCACGAACCAGAAGCUAUUGAGCUGUGCACCACAACUCCGCUUAUGAAGACCCGGGCUCAUGCUGGAUGCAAGGUGACGUAUUUGGGUAAGGUUUCCACAACAGGGAUGCAAUUUUUGUCAGGCUGCACAGAGAAACCGGUCAUCGAACUAUGGAAGAAGCAUACGCUUGCCAGGGAGGAUGUUUACCCAGCGAAUGCCCUGCUGGAAAUUCGCCCUUUCCAAGUCUGGCUGCACCACCUGGACCUCAAAGGUGAGGCAACGGUCCACAUGGAUACCUUUCAGGUCGCACGCAUAGCCUACUGCACUGCUGACCACAACGUCAGCCCAAACAUCUUUGCUUGGGUGUACAGGGAGAUCAACGAUGACUUGUCCUACCAGAUGGACUGCCAUGCGGUAGAGUGUGAGAGCAAGCUGGAGGCCAAGAAGCUGGCCCAUGCCAUGAUGGAGGCCUUCAAGAAGACUUUUCACAGCAUGAAAAGCGAUGGCCGGAUCCACAGGAAUAGUUCAUCAGAGGAAGUGUCUCACGAGUUCGAGUCUGACGAUGGCUGACUGAACACGUUUACAGUUCAGCAAAGGCGGAAACGGCCAAGGGAAUGAGAGUUGAUAGAUGAAUAAGCAACAGUUGAAACUGGGGAAUGAAAAGACUGCCAAACACUUGGCUGACCAGCUUUUUAAAUCAAAAGAGCAAUUCAGUACCUAAAGAUAUGCAUCAUUAAAGUAAUUACGUUACCUUGAAAUCUGCUGCUGUUGUAAACGUGAGAAAAAGCUUCUUUUUUCUUCCCCAGUCUCUCUCACCCACUCAUCACUGACCUUUUCUCGUCUCAAUAGUUCAGGUGCAUACUACAAAGUAGAUUCAUUCCUAUUUGUCUUAUAAAAGCAGUCAGGCAAUUUUAUUAGUUGCUGCUCUGGCAUUCAUAGCUAGGGGCUGAUGCUGGUACCCAAGAGCGAGUAGGACAGGAAAGCCCUAACGAGUCCAGGAGAACCUUUCUCCACAAUGUAUCGCAAAAUCCUUUGACCCUAUGUAGGCUAAAACAGCCAUACGCAGCCUUUUAGACUAACGGCCUGGCAUUCUGCAGUUAAUUCACAUUUCACAGAUUAAAAAAAAGAAAAAAAGAUGCUUGUAUUUACACAUUAUAUCAUAUGCUAUCCUUUAUUUUAUUCAUUGUACCUAUUUCCUUAAUAUACCUGCAGCCACGUCUUUCACCCAGCACCAGUAGCUGCAGUUUCAGACUAUCUACUGCAGGAUACCAAAAAGGGGUGGGAGAAAAGCCCGUGAUGGCGAGGCAUCCAGUGAACCAGCACCGUUACCUGUGCAGUUUCAAACCCUGAUUUGCUCCGUAGGAAGUGGGCCCACUGGUAAGAAUUGAGCGAUGUCGUUCGGACGCUCGGCUCUGUCAGUAUUUGAACUGUGAUUUCUCAUCGACCUCAGGUUUGAAGUGGUAUGAGCGUGGCAGCCUCAACGCCGUGGUGCGCCGCGUUGCUGGCCGCUCGGCCCGGGCAGGGGGUGGUGGUGCCGCCUAGUCGCAAAGCCGGAGCUGCACUGCUGUAACGAUAAAAAAAAAAAAUAAAAAAAUGCUCCUUUGGAGUCAGGUUUGACCGUUUGCUCUGGUGGAAAAGCUCGUGUUAAGAUCCCUAUACCUUCCCUUGUUCGCAGAUAGAGAGUCCUGCCUUUCCUACAUGCCGAUGUUUAAUAAAACUCAAAUAAAAGGAAAAACUUGUUUCACUUGAUAUUUUUUAAGGCCAAGAGCAGAUCAACAGUUUGCAAGUAAUGCUGCUCCUUUAUACAAUUUUGUUCUUAAUCAUGGUAAUGUUAGGGGCACUAGGGCACCUUACAGAAGCCUUAAAAGAAAGCUGAUUGAAGCAGAUAACUCUCUGUCUGUGUUUUGUGGGUAUAUAUGUUUGUGUGAGAGUGUUUGUGUGAGUCCAACGUUCAAGCAUGUAGAAUAAGCAUGGAGACAUAUUGAGGAGGGCCCACACCUCUUGAAAAUAUGCUUGUUGCUUUACAAUGUAUGUAAACUAUUCUUCAGCAUAAAUGCAUUCAUAC
Struthio camelus australis is the source of this 2241-nucleotide messenger RNA. RefSeq names its product phosphotyrosine interaction domain containing 1 (gene PID1). Lineage: Eukaryota; Metazoa; Chordata; Aves; Struthioniformes; Struthionidae. Gene Ontology annotation, biological process: regulation of mitochondrial membrane potential; negative regulation of D-glucose import across plasma membrane; negative regulation of insulin receptor signaling pathway. The record is from RefSeq and is a predicted model, not a curated record. Gene Ontology annotation, cellular component: cytoplasm.